Messenger RNA from Micropterus salmoides (largemouth bass), 2375 nucleotides. It is a transcript of the gene pdia4, whose product is annotated as protein disulfide isomerase family A, member 4. NCBI's taxonomy places the organism in Eukaryota, Metazoa, Chordata, Actinopteri, Centrarchiformes, Centrarchidae. The record is from RefSeq and is a predicted model, not a curated record. Gene Ontology annotation, molecular function: protein disulfide isomerase activity. The transcript has 10 exons. Bases 202 to 2133 code for a protein of 643 amino acids. Gene Ontology annotation, biological process: protein folding; response to endoplasmic reticulum stress. Gene Ontology annotation, cellular component: cell surface; endoplasmic reticulum lumen; endoplasmic reticulum.
AGGAGGCGUGCGUGAUUUCAGAAGUGAUUAAUUUGUAUGAAGCCACGAGCCAAAGGCGAGCUACAGCCACACGUCAGUAUUGAUCCGGACAGCGAGUCUGUGCAGCAAACAGUGUUUUGAUGAUAUUCAUCAGCAUUAUUAGCUAAGUUAAUUAGCCGGCUACUUCGAAGAAGCGCGUCGUGAACACGUCGUCUGUGCACAAUGAAGAAGGCUGCUCUGCUGCUGAUUGUGUUGCUCGGCGUUGCACAUUUUGCGACUGUCAGCAGAUGUGAAGAUGAUGUUGCAGAGGAGAAGGAGGAGACUGAUGAAGAGGACAGCGACGAGGAGGAGGAGGAUGAUGAUGAUGAUGAUGAAGAUGACACAGAGGUGAAAGAAGAGAAUGGAGUGCUGGUUCUCACCGACCGCAACUAUGACACUUUCAUUGAGGGCAAAGACACAGUCCUGGUUGAGUUUUAUGCCCCUUGGUGUGGCCACUGCAAACAGUUUGCCCCAGAGUAUGAAAAAAUCGCUCAGACUCUUAAAGAGAAUGACCCUCCUCUACCUGUGGCCAAAGUGGACGCAACAGUAGCCACUGAGUUAGCGAGCAGGUUCGAGGUGUCGGGCUAUCCCACCAUCAAGAUCCUGAAAAACGGGGAGCCCCUGGACUACGACGGAGAAAGGACAGAGAAGGCUAUUGUGGCACGAAUGAAAGAGGUGGCUCAUCCAGAUUGGAAGCCCCCUCCUGAGGCGACGCUGGUGCUGACCAAGGACAACUUUGAUGAGAUCGUUAACAACGCGGACAUCAUCCUGGUGGAGUUCUACGCUCCAUGGUGCGGACACUGUAAGCGUUUGGCUCCAGAGUACGAGAAGGCAGCCAAGGAGUUGAGCAAGCGCUCUCCUCCCAUUCCCCUGGCCAAGGUGGACGCCACUGUGGAGAGUGACAUCGCCUCACGUUUUGAUGUUACAGGCUAUCCCACCCUCAAGAUCUUCAGGAAGGGCAAGGUGUUCGACUACAACGGACCCAGAGAGCAGCACGGCAUUGUUGACUUCAUGAGUGAGCAGGCAGGGCCUCCCUCCAAGCAGGUCCAGGCAGUCAAACAGGUGCAGGAGCUCAUCAAGGAUGGCGACGAUGCUGUCAUAGUCGGCCUGUUCUCCAGUGAACAGGAUGCAGGUUAUGCGCUCUACGUUGAGGCCUGUAAUGCACUGAGGGAAGACUUCACCUUCCGUCACUCCUUCAGCUCCGAAGUGAUGAAACUGCUCAAAGCUUCGCCUGGUCAGAUUGUCGUUGUUCACCCUGAAAAGUUCCACUCAAAGUACGAGCCAGCGUCGCACACACUGGCAGUGAAGGACUCUACAUCGGUGUCAGACGUGCAGGAGUUCUUCAAAAAGCAUGCGAUUCCUCUGGUGGGUCACAGAAAACCAAGCAAUGAUGCCAAGCGCUACACCAAAAGACCCCUGGUGGUUGUGUACUAUGGAGUUGACUUCAGCUUUGACUACAGGAAAGCUACACAGUUCUGGAGGUCCAAGGUGCUUGAGGUUGCCAAGGACUUCCCAGAAUACACAUUUGCCAUCGCUGAUGAGGAGGACUUUGCAGAAGAGCUGAAGAGCCUGGGCCUGAGCGAGAGCGGAGAGGAAGUGAAUGUGGGAAUUCUGGCAGACGGAGGCAAAAAGUUUGCCAUGGAGCCAGAGGAGUUUGACUCUGAGGUGCUGAGAGACUUUGUUGUGGCUUUCAAGAAAGGAAAGCUCAAACCCAUCAUCAAAUCCCAGCCAGUGCCAAAGAACAACAAAGGACCAGUUAAGGUUGUGGUCGGAAAGACCUUUGACGAGAUCAUCAUGGAUACCCAGAAGGACGUCCUGAUCGAGUUUUACGCUCCCUGGUGCGGCCACUGUAAGAAACUAGAGCCUGAUUAUUUGGCCCUGGGCAAGAAGUACAAAGGGGAGAAGAACCUGGUGAUCGCCAAGAUGGACGCCACAGCCAACGAUGUGCCAAAUGAGAGCUACAAAGUGGAAGGUUUCCCUACGAUAUACUUUGCACCAAGCAACAGCAAGCAGAACCCUGUCAAAUUAGAAGGUGGAGACAGAACAGUAGACGGGCUCAGCAAGUUCAUAGAAAAGCAUGCCACAAAGCUAUCACAGAAGAGAGAUGAACUUUGAAAAUAUAUCUACACGAGUAGCUAAGAACUCUUUUUCCACGCUCGGGGAGAGUCUUGACGCUGAGGCCUCUGGGAAGGUGAAGGGAAUACAGCGGAGUUAAACUGUGUUACUGAGUUGCUGUGAUUAAAAUUUUCAAUCAUUGUUUUAGUUUCUGUUUCAUUCCAUGAGAUUCCGCUUUCUUCUGUUUCUAAAAGCAUGUAAGCACUGACAAUUUACACUUUUUAAAUAAAACUUAAAUGAUG